GGCUCUUCUCUGAGGCCGCUGCUCCACGUUGCACAUUGCGAACUCCAUUCACCAAGGGACUCAGAACUUCUGAGACUGGACCAUCUGGAGAGCUACGACCAGCAAAAGUCUCUCGAAAGAGAACGAGACACUUAUUCGACGAUGGACAACUUCCACAGCCCGGUGCCCCCACCACUUCCAAGAAGACAUGUCCGAUUACCACCACCUCAACAGCAAGCUACACUCGGUUCUCUCGGUGGAGGGAUGGGAGGGGUCGGAAAUGGAGGUAAUGGUACUACUGGAGCUCAAGGUCAGCCUUUGGUGAUGCCUGGAUUUCCACUUCGUGCAGCGGCGGUACCUCAUUAUUCCCCAUAUUCCCCAUCUCGAUUUCACAUUGACAAGAGAUGUCAACACAGAUGCUCCUGGAAAUGUUUCUCCAUUGGCUUGAUUCUCCUCACCGUCGCUCUCGUGGCUAUGCUCGCAUACUUCGCUGCUGUGAGUUCAAUGCGGCCAAUGGACAGCACUAACUGUAUUUUAGUUCAAGAUGUCAAGGCUGUCACACACGAAAACGCACACAUUCAUGAUUCGAUAUCUACACAAAUUCCAACUGAAGAGAGUCUACCAACGAGUACGGCCGAGCACUCAAGUGCCGCGGAGAACACUGGUGAACAGCAACAAAGCGAUCCGCAGAUACAGCAAUCGGCGCAACAAUGGCCGGCAGUUCUCGAAUUGCAAGCGUACAACGUCGCCCAUUCCACCAUGAUACCACCCUACCACUUUUGGAACACUGAGUUCUUGAACAAGCAGCCGGCCUUUAUACGACUCAACUUGACAUUGCCCUGGGGCGCGAACUUUGCCGUUUACGGACGACGUAAUGUUGCCCCCAGUGUUACGCAGUAUGACUUUGUCGAAUUCGUCAAAGGUGGCAGAGUCGACCAUCGGCUCAAGAGGGAAGCCAUCCAAGCUCUCAGCUACACCAAGCAACCAACUUCUGUCGGAAGGAUACAUUUCGAUCAUGAGAUGAAAGCCUCUGAAUUCGAUCACGUCCUGGUCAAGAGAAGUAACUUAGAGUCGAUGUUAGUCAAUGUCAGCCUCUUGCAAUAUCUGGACACUGGAAGAUGGUUCCUCUCGGUUUAUAAUGAUGAGUUGCAGCCUUACAAGGUCACUCUGAUAGUCACGGAAGCUGAGGGAGUGUCGACAACAUGCCUGAACGAUUGCUCGGGUCGAGGUUCCUGUUACCUUGGAAAAUGCGAUUGCAUCGAUGGCUAUCAGGGCGCUGACUGCAGCAAGAGUGUUUGUCCCGUUUUGUGUUCCUCGCACGGACAAUACGGCGGGGGUGUCUGCCACUGUGAGGAUGGUUGGAAGGGUGCCGAGUGCGAUAUACCCCUUGGGGAUUGCCAAGUUCCAGAUUGCAACCAACAUGGCGAGUGCGUACGAGGCUCCUGCGUCUGCAAUCCUGGAUGGAAGGGACCCUUCUGUUCCGAACCCGACUGUCCCGAUCGCAGCUGCAACGGACACGGAGCCUGUGUUGCAGGCAAAUGCUACUGUAAGGCAGGAUGGCAGGGCGAAAGUUGUAGCCAGGUGGACCAACAAGUCUAUCAGUGUUUACCAGGCUGUUCGGAACAUGGUACCUACGACUUGGAAUCGGCUGCCUGCAUCUGCGAGAAACACUGGACUGGAAUCGAUUGCUCGCAACCGAGCUGCGGCCUCGAGUGCGGACCACAUGGAACCUGCGAACAGGGUCGUUGCAAAUGCAACGACGACUGGACGGGGACGAAGUGUGAUCAGAAGCCUUGCGACCCUCGAUGUGCUGAGCAUGGUCAGUGUAAGAACGGAACCUGCGUUUGCAGUCAGGGUUGGAACGGGAAGCACUGCACAUUACCUGGUUGUGAGAAUUCGUGCAGCCGCCAUGGCUUGUGUACUUUACUGAAUGGCGAAUACAGCUGCGAGUGUUCAACCGGUUGGGCUGGCCGGGACUGCAGCAUUCUACUUGAAAUGGAAUGCAACGAUGAAAUUGAUAACGACGAGGAUGGAAUGAUCGACUGUUCGGAUAGCGAGUGCUGUUCUCAUGAGGCGUGCUCGGAUCACAUAAUGUGCCUUGCCAGCAAUGAUCCUGUCGAGGUUCUUCUUCGAAAGCAACCUCCAAGUGUCACUGCAUCCUUUUAUCAAAGGGUCAAGUUCCUCAUCGAGGAGAACAGCGUACAGAGUUAUGUUCACACGGACGAGUAUGGUGAAAGUGCGUUCUGGAGUUCCUUUACACCGCGCCGGGUUGCGGUAAUGCGAGGCCAGGUUGUUACGGAGCAAGGACUUGGAAUUGUAGGCAUUCGAGUUUCCGUUGACAAAGAUUCACGUUUUGGAUUCACCCUCACGAGAGCUGGUGGAUGGUUCGACGUUCUCGUUAACGGAGGAGGUGCAGUGACUCUGCAAUUUCAGCGAAGCCCAUUCAGGCCUCUCACGCGAACAGUUUUCGUUCCAUGGAAUCAAAUCGUAGUUCUACCGCCCGUCGUAAUGACCCUAAGCGAGGGCGGAGAAUCUCUCAAAGUGAAGCAACCACCUAGUCCUGCAGUUGGCUUCCCAGGGUUUUCAGUGGGUCUAUUUGGAGAAAAUGGUCCCUGUGUAGAACAUGAUCACGAAACACUUCGCCCUAUCAUCGUUGGAACCUGGAUGCCGGAAAAAGUUGGAGGACUACCUGGAAAGAGUUUGGUCUUUGCUGAAACCCAGAUCAUCCAAGAAAGUAUCGCAAUUCCGGGAUCGAACUUGCACUUGAUGUACCAGAGCAGCCAAGCGGCGGGUUAUCUGUCAACAGUAAGGAUGCAACUAACGGGGCCAUAUAUACCGAAAUCACUGACACAUGUACACGUUCAUGUCGAGAUCGAGGGAUCCUUACACACCAAGACUUAUGAGGCAGAUCCCAAUUUAACCCACACUUUCGCCUGGAACAAGCGAAACGUUUACAAACAGAAGGUGUACGGAAUCGCUCAAGCGAAAAUUUCGGUGGGCUAUCAGCAUUCGACAUGUCCCAGCGUGAUAUGGGAGACACAAACCGCUACCUUGCAAGGCUUCGAUGUCGAUAUUUCGGACGUGGGUGGUUGGGGUUUGGACAUCCACCAUCACUACAACUUUCACGAGGGCAUUUUGCAAAAGGGUGACGGGUCGACCCUGCAUUUUAAACAGUAUCCCAGAACUGUAAAGGUCAUCAUGGGAACUGGAUUGCAGAGGAAUUUGCAAUGCGACGAUUGCAAUGGUCUUGCAAAAGAUGCAAGACUUCUCACUCCAGUUGCACUUACGAGUGGACCUGAUGGGAGCAUCUACGUAGGCGACUUCAACCUUGUGAGACGAAUCACUCCUGAAGGAAAAGUAUUCACGGUUCUAGUUUUAAGGGCAACCCAGGUCGCCUAUCAAUAUUAUCUUUGCGUCUCGCCAGCAGAUGGUCAUUUGUACAUCAGCGAUCCAGAGAAACAUCAAAUUUUAAGAGCGCUUUCGUUGGAUGAGGUCCAAGAUCCCGAUAUCAAUAUAGAACCGGUUGUGGGAAGCGGGGAACGAUGUAUACCUGGAGAUGAGGGUCAUUGUGGUGACGAAGGACCGGCCAUUAGAUCUAAACUGGCUCACCCGAAAGGAAUUGCAAUCGCUGCCGACAAGACGAUGUACAUCGCAGAUGGAACCAACAUCCGAGCGGUGGAUCCCCACGGAGUUAUCCACACCCUAGUAGGUCACCAUGGUCAUCACAAUCACUGGUCUCCAGCUCCUUGCACCGGAGCAAUUCCAGCACACCAAGCACAACUUCAGUGGCCUACCGGUUUAACCCUCAGUCCCCUCGAUGGAUCCUUGCACUUUAUUGAUGAUAGACUCGUCCUUAAACUUACGAGUGACCUCAAGGUUCGUGUUGUAGCCGGAACACCACUACACUGUACGAGCAACGCUAAUAACGCUGAUUUACCAAAGACCAACUCAACAACGAUCUCCAAUCUGAAGAAACCUGAAGAAAUUCUUGGAUCAGUUUUAGCCGUUGGCUUCAGUCCCACUGGUGAAUUGUACAUCGCCGAUAGCGACUCUCAUCGCAUUAAUUCCGUCAGAGUAGUAGACCCUUCCGGAAAAAUGUCAUACUUCGCAGGUCAACAGCACGAACGUGUUCGGGGGCAAUGCGAGUGUAAUAAUACAACGCCGAGCAGUAAGGAAUCAGCAUUGAACUGCGCAUGUACGGAUGAUACAAGCAGUACCGAAACUCUACUAUCGUCGAAUGCAAAGUUUACGGCCAUUUCCGCCCUUGCCGUGUCGCCGGAUGGAGUUUUGCAUAUCGCUGACCAAGGCAGUUUGCAUAUUCUUGCGCUGCAGCCUUAUCUUCCUAAUCACGACGAGAGUGGCGAGUUCCAUAUUCCGUUCCCACCAUCGAACGAGGUUUACGUUUUCAACCGGUAUGGUCAGCAUGUAGCGACGAAGGACUUGACUUCUGGAAAGACGAGGUAUUCGUUCCUCUACAGUAAGAAUACGAGCUUCGGAAAACUUUCGACAGUAACAGACAGUGCUGGCAAUAAGAUUCAGUUCUUAAGAGACUACAGCAAUGUUGUAAGUUCCAUUGAAAACACUCAGGACCACAAGUCGGAGUUGAAGAUCUCGGGAGUUGGAUUCCUUGUAAAAUUAUCAGAAAGGGGAAGAUCAGAAAUCACACUUGAUUACGAUAGCUCAACUGGACUUUUGACAAGUCGAUCAGGAGGUCGAGAGACUUACAUGUACAAUUAUGAUGAUCUUGGACGAGUGACCGAAGUAAUUCUACCAACUGGAGAAAAAUUGAAAUUAAAGUCUCAGUUAACCACCGAUGAAACUCUUUCUGUUAAAGUCGCAGCACCUCUUCAGGCCCUAAAACUGGGAGAGAAACAGAGGUUCAUGGAAUUCCUGAUGAAGAGCGAAAGGUCGAAUAUGCUGACGAUCACUGAUGGUACUCAAGUCAGGAAGGCAACGGCUUUCCCCAACAGCACACUAGAAGUUUGUCUACCCGGAGGAGGAAGAAUAAUGACAGGUGCAACGACAAAGCAUCCUCUUCUUGAAGCUGCUUUACCCGUUGAAGCCGAGAUGCUUCCGAUGUGGAGUUACCAAAUGAUGACUUUGGGUGAAGUGACAAAUACUAUGUCAACAACGUACAACCUCGUUGGUGACGUAAGCCACCUUCAGCAAACGUUGAGCCGAGAAGUUUGGGUAAAUGAAACAAGAGUGAUAGGAGUUGAGUUUGAACAGGCGUUUAGUCGAGAAACCUUUUAUGAUAAAUCCAGAAACCCCCUUCUAACAGUCACCUUCGAUCCAGCGGGUCUCCCCUUAUCCUGGCAACCUCACAAUCAGGGCCACAAUCUCACGAUCACUUAUGACAGGUUCAAUCGAAUGGAUAGCUGGAGAUGGGGCGCUUCCGGCGAAUCUUAUGGAUAUGAUAGACAUGGGCAACUAGCAGAAAUUUCCAACAGCCAAGAUGGUGCCAAGCAUUACACCUACAACGAUUACAAUAUGCUGUCGAAGAUAACUCUACCAAGUGAUCGUGCUUUCUCUCUACAGUAUGAUGAUGAUGGUGGCUUGCGACACAUAAUUCUCCCCUCUGGAACUAAACACUCAUUCUCCUGCCAAUCAUCUCUAGGUUUUUUGAGAGUAACUUACACUCCACCCGGUAGUUCAAGAGCUUAUCUGCAACACUACAGUCACGAUGGGAACUUACUACAAACUGUAUUUCCUGGUGACGGGGCUAGAAUUGUCUACAGAUAUCAUACGUCAGGUCAGUUGGCUGAAGUUGUUCACGGAGAUGGAAAGAGCGAAAUGAGAUACACAGACAGUGGUUUACCUUCUGAAGUAAUACAUUCCGAAAGAGAUGUGGAAUACAAGUGGGACUAUCAGUACAACGCUGGUCUUCUAGUCGAGGAACGGAUAGACUUCGGUGCUAAAACAGGUCUCAGUAAUGCCAAGUUCACUUUCGAUUACGACUCAAACUUCCGAUUAAUAUCUGUGCAGGGACGAAUAGGUGGCCAGACGCUGCCCUCACACAUUAUGGGCUACAGUAAAAAAACUGGAACUCUGGAUCAAAUAGGUCCCUUCAAGAUAUCCAAGCUUCAGUCUAACGAGACGACAGUCUUCGAUGGAACAGCAAUAUUCUCAAGGAAAACUGACAUGAGAUAUCUUGAAACUCAGAUGACGGUUACUAUUCACGGGAUGGAAGUCUUUCGAAUGGAGUUCACUCAUGAUUCACAGGGUCGAAUCAAUCAGACGAGAACUUACACCAGGAACGUGGGGGUCAACACUUACACAAACGUGAAAAACUACACUUGGGAUUACGAUGGUCAGCUGACAGGUGUCGAGGCGCAGGAACCCUGGGACUUCAAAUACGACGCAAAUGGUAACAUGUUAUCGCUCACCUAUCGAGGAAAUACAAUUCCAAUGGAAUAUAAUUCUAUGGAUAGAAUUAUUAAAUUCGGAGAAGGACUCUACAAAUACGAUAACAGAGGGCUGGUGAUUCAGAACGCAAGGGAGGAGCGAUUCAAUUACAAUGCAAAGGGGCUUCUGGUCCGGGCAACAAAGAGGGGAAGAUUUGAUGUGAGAUACUAUUACGAUCAUCUUGAUCGUCUUGCAACAAGAAAAGACAAUUAUGGAAAUGUUACGCAGUUCUUUUACAAUAACCAGCAGAGACCUUACGAGGUCAGUCAAAUCUAUAGUCCACGGGAUGGAAAACUGAUGUCACUUGUCUAUGACGAUAGAGGACAUCUUAUAUACGCACAGGUCUACAGGAACAAAUAUUAUAUCACAACUGACCAAUGUGGAACGCCAAUCAUGGUCUUCAAUCAAUAUGGUGAAGGAAUUAGAGAAAUAAUGAGGUCUCCUUACGGACAUAUCGUUUAUGAUUCGAAUCCGUACCUCUAUCUUCCUGUUGAUUUCUGUGGAGGUCUUUUGGAUCAGGUGACAUCUUUGGUCCACAUGCCAAACGGGAAGGUGUAUGAUCCUCUGAUUGGACAGUGGAUGUCUCCCUUAUGGGAAAACGUACUAGAUAGACUUCAAACCCCGACUCAUCUUCACCUCUACAGGUUCAAUGGAAACAAUCCUAUUGAUGUUCAUCAAACAGAUCGCCACAAACAAUUAACAGAUCACACAUCCUGGCUCUCAAACUUGGGCUACGACCUGAACAGCCUCGCCCCACAGUUAUACCCGAACGAGCUUCCCGAAAGCCUAGUUCCUCCAGCCUUGGGUCCAGGGACAUCAAUCUUCGGCAAGAAGGAGCGAAUCAGGAACCUGGGUGUUCAGUCCGGCUUCUUGGCCUACAUUGCCCAGAGGCACUCUAGCGACACAGCCGGCCUCUCAGCUCCGCCGCGAUCAGCCUUGAAAAAAGACACCAGCGAGCUGAUUCCAAAUCGUCUCGGUGCUGCGUCAGAUCCUCCAUUUGGAAAAGGCAUCUUAGUCUCCAGGACCGCUGACGACCAAGCCGUGGUUUCAAGUGUCUCAACUGCCAAUACAAUUUACAAGGACGUCUUCACGACCGUCUUUAAUGAGUCCUACUUUUUGCCCUUUACUUUCGUAGUCCACAGUGCCCAACAGGACGCCUUUUACUUUGUGAAAGAAGACACCUGGAAAUCAACGGAGGACCGGGGGCAGCUGAAACGUCUUGGUGGUCAGGUUAACACCACAUUUCAUCAGAGCUCGAACGGAAGCGGCAGCAGUACUCUAGUGGAUGUGAAAAUCCACGGAGCCAGUUACGUGAUAAACCUCAGAUAUGGAACGACUGCCGAGAAGGAGAAGCAGCGGCUGCUUCAUCAUGCAAAGGCAACUGCAGUUCGUAAAGCCUGGCAUCGAGAACGAGAGGCUUUAAAGGCUAAUACCCCAACGAUGAUUGAGUGGAGCGCACCUGAGCAGGAUGAGAUCGUCAAGGUCGGUCUAGCUUCCAACUACGAAGGCGAUUACGUCCACGAUGCACAAAUAUAUCCGGAAUUAUCAGAGGAUCCCUACAAUGUUCGAUUCACGAAGAAACCCGUGGACCCAACUAGUAAAAAGAGACGCAGAAGAAGAGCUCCAUCGGCCUGUAAAUUCUGGUGGUCGGACAAGUUUUGCUAGGUGGUGUCGUGAAUGAAUUGUGUCUGAUCUCAUGAACUCUCUGUGUGAGAACGAGUGACCAGACGAGUCAUGGACACUAUCAAAAGUUUUAUACCAAAGUCUAUUUGUGUAUUUCGAAGAUGCCAAAUAAUAAGAUUAUAUUAUAUUAUAUUAUAUUAUAUUAUAUUGUACACCGUGAUAGGGUCUACUCCUAGGUUAAGACUGAAUAAUAAUCGAGAAUCAGAUCCUGCUGGAAAAAUUCAAGUGGACACCAAAGCGGAUAUUGCACUUCGAUUUUUCCAGCAAGAUAGCAACGGAAUUUCCAAGGAACGUUUUUGAAAACGUUGCCUAAAAAGAGAAUAGUGAAGAAAUCGAUACCUCCAUGUUAAAACAAAAAAAAACCUCUCUCAGAGUGGCUCAUGGUGGUAUCGAAAUAUAAAAAGAAUAGUGGUUUGGAAAGAUGUUCGCGUGACUCUGAAAGAAAGUUACGCGACCUGUCAAUACAAGGUACAUAACUAAGGAUAAUGAAACGAUUAGGUAUAUCACGACUUUUCGUCGUUGAGAUGAAACGAGUGAAUGGUCCUAGUCAAUAAAUAGCUUUACAUACUACUAAACGCUAUAUCUAUUGAAUUGUGCGUGAGUGUGGAAAAACGGACGCAAGGGUUCUCGAGAGAUCUGAGCUGAGAUUGAAAGCAGAUUUCCGGGAUCUUUGUCUUCUCGUUUUUAGUUCAAUGUAAGUUGUAAGACGAAAGAUACAAAGGCCAAUUACCCUAGUUGACCUUUUGACCGUAAUACAGUCACUGCGCUCCCUGGUGCAUAUUGUCAUCCUUUUUCACAUUUAUUCACAAUUUCACGUAGAACUCAACUCCAUUUUGAUCUUUUUACACAUUUAUAUUUACUUGUAUUUCUUCAUGUACUUAAAAUUAAGAAUUUAUGUGCAGCAACCCGACGUGCAAUCUUCUCUCACACAUUUUUUAAUUUGUUAUUUGUUUGUACAUGAAUAAAUACAAAUAGCAUUCCUCAAAGACCGACCCCUAUAUCCCCUAUUAUACCUUAUGUUCAGUUCAGAUACCUAAAGUACCCUAUUUUCAAGAUUUGGUACCUAUGGUAACUUAUUUGCAGCCCAUAAUGAAACUUUUGAAGAAAAUAACAAAAAUGAUUGAAUUUCUGCAAGAAGGAAUUGUAAAAAAUAAUCAAACGUCAGUUCACGUAUUGCUACUCCCAAAUUACAGUAAUUUCAAGGGAUUUGAAAUAUUUUAAGGUAUUUUUUAAACUUUUCGGUAUUUUCAAAAUCUUUUAAUUUGAGAUAUUUUAGGGAAUUGUGGAAGAUUCUAAGGACAAUUUAAAAUUAAUUUCAUUAAUUAGAAGGGAUGUCAAACCUUUUGAAAUUUUUUUAGUCAAAUAAGUUUCUAGAAUUUUGGAUGA
Messenger RNA from Belonocnema kinseyi, 9453 nucleotides. It is a transcript of the gene Ten-a, whose product is annotated as teneurin-a. Gene Ontology annotation, biological process: motor neuron axon guidance. NCBI's taxonomy places the organism in Eukaryota, Metazoa, Arthropoda, Insecta, Hymenoptera, Cynipidae. The record is from RefSeq and is a predicted model, not a curated record. The transcript has 17 exons. The coding region runs from base 142 to 8049 and encodes 2635 amino acids.